AUGCGGACCGGGAAGAUAAGAGACAUUACCCGCCGGAUUCGGCGUACAUGGAAACGCUUGUUAGAUGGCCAUUGCGGCGUUGUGAAUGUGAAGGAUCGCGAUGAGCGCUUCGCCGAGCAACCCUGUCAGGUUGCUGCCGUUGUCCCACAGGGCAAUCGCGAUAAUGGUGGAUGGACUGCCUCGGAAUGGUUGAGUCGGGGUGAUGAGCGGAAGAUGGCCAAGUUUGCACAGUAUGCUAUGGCGGCGACGGAAGAGGCGCUUCAAGAUGCGGACUGGAAGCCCAAGCUUUUUGAGCAGAGGGAAGCCACAGGAAUCUGUCUAGGAUCAGGCAUUGGGAAUUUUGAUGAAAUCUACAACACAGUUAUUGCCUACGACAAGGGUGGCUACAAAAAGGUCAAUCCGCUGUUCGUGCCGAAGCUGCUGAUCAACCUUGGCGCUGGGCAUAUCUCUAUGAAGUACGGGUUCAUGGGCCCGAGCCAUUCCGCAACAACGGCUUGCACAACUGGUGCCCAUUCCAUUGGCGAUGCAGCUCGGUUCAUCGCCUUCGGUGAUGCCGAUGUAAUGGUCGCUGGUGGUGCCGAGUCCUGUAUCCAUCCUUUGGCCAUUGGCGGCUUUGCGCGUGCAAGAAGUCUAUCGACGGGGUUUAACGAUACUCCAGAGAAGGCGUCACGGCCGUUCGACGCCGACCGUGCAGGCUUUGUAGUCGGCGAAGGUGCAGCUGUGAUGGUUCUGGAGGAGCUAGAACAUGCCCUGGCAAGAGGGGCGCGGAUCUAUGCAGAACUCAAAGGGUAUGGCUGCUCCAGCGACGCACAUCAUAUGACCUCGCCUAAAGAAAAUGGUGAAGGCGCGUUUAUGGCUAUGAAAAAGGCGCUUAAGCAAGCCCAGUUACGUCCUGCUGCAGUCGACUAUAUCAAUGCACAUGCAACUUCGACUAUUGUCGGUGACGCUGCUGAGAACGCUGCUAUCAAGGCCCUCCUGCUUGGCCCUGAUGGUAAAGAUAAGGCUGCUGAUGUGAACGUCAGCAGCACAAAGGGUGCCCUCGGUCAUCUGCUUGGUGGUGCUGGUGCUAUAGAAGCUUUGAUCAGUGUACUUGCAAUCCAUGAGAAUACCAUGCCACCUACUAUCAACCUAGAUCGCUUGGCUGAUGGGUUUGAUUGCAACUAUGCGCCGAAAGAUCCCCAGUCACGACAGAUCGAUGUUGCCUUGACAAAUAGUUUUGGUUUUGGUGGCACUAACAGUAGCCUUUGCUUUGCACAUUAUUCAUGA
This is a messenger RNA of Penicillium roqueforti, 1266 nucleotides long. Its product is annotated as putative beta-ketoacyl synthase (Cem1). NCBI's taxonomy places the organism in Eukaryota, Fungi, Ascomycota, Eurotiomycetes, Eurotiales, Aspergillaceae. Gene Ontology annotation, molecular function: 3-oxoacyl-[acyl-carrier-protein] synthase activity. Bases 1 to 1266 code for a protein of 421 amino acids. Gene Ontology annotation, biological process: fatty acid biosynthetic process. The record is from RefSeq and is a predicted model, not a curated record. The transcript has 7 exons.